This is a messenger RNA of Lodderomyces parapsilosis, 525 nucleotides long. RefSeq names its product thioredoxin peroxidase (gene AHP1). The transcript has a single exon. The record is from RefSeq and is a predicted model, not a curated record. Gene Ontology annotation, cellular component: cytoplasm; peroxisome; mitochondrion. Bases 1 to 525 code for a protein of 174 amino acids. Gene Ontology annotation, biological process: cellular response to oxidative stress; hydrogen peroxide catabolic process; cell redox homeostasis. Gene Ontology annotation, molecular function: thioredoxin peroxidase activity. NCBI's taxonomy places the organism in Eukaryota, Fungi, Ascomycota, Pichiomycetes, Serinales, Debaryomycetaceae.
AUGGCUGGCCAAAAAUUCCCUACUGAUGUUAAACCAAAAUACGUCCCAUACGACAACGAACACUCGGAUGUUUUGAAAGCUGGAGCUCCAAAACCACUUGACUUGGCAGAGGAGUUCAAAGAUGGGACUGUUGUCAUCACUGCUAUCCCUGGAGCUUUCACCCCAACAUGUUCCCUCAAACACAUUCCUGAUUACAUUAAAAACGCCGAUAAAUUGAAGAGUAAGGGGGUCAAGAGAGUUAUUGUAUUAUCCGUCAAUGAUCCAUUUGUGUUGUCUGCAUUUGGUAAAGCAGUUGGUUACAAGAAUGAAGAUAACUAUGUUGUGUUCGCCACUGACCCGGAAGGUAAGAUAUCCAGCCAAUUGGGUGAAGACUAUGUCUUGGAUUUGAGCAAUGCUGGUUUGGGCAAGAGAUUACAAAGAUAUGCUGUUAUCGUCAAGGAUGGUGAAGUCGUUUACUUGGCCAACGAAGACGAUGGUGAUUUCACUGAUAUUUCCAGUGUUGAUACUUUGCUUAAAAAGUUGUAG